Messenger RNA from Clarias gariepinus (North African catfish), 1954 nucleotides. RefSeq names its product G protein-coupled receptor 151 (gene gpr151). Gene Ontology annotation, molecular function: G protein-coupled receptor activity. The record is from RefSeq and is a predicted model, not a curated record. The coding region runs from base 77 to 1372 and encodes 431 amino acids. Gene Ontology annotation, cellular component: membrane. Gene Ontology annotation, biological process: G protein-coupled receptor signaling pathway. Lineage: Eukaryota; Metazoa; Chordata; Actinopteri; Siluriformes; Clariidae. The transcript has a single exon.
GGGAGUACAACCCACGCGUGAUUGAAAGAUACUUACAGAACUCGAUUGGUUUUUUUUUUUCUUCUUUUCUGCGGAAAUGGACAAACUUCAGGACGCGAACGCGAGCGCGCCGAACGGCAGCUUGAACAGACGCGCGUUUCUGGAGAAAGCCGCUUACCAGCACCUGCAGCAGGCCGACCUGAAGGUUCUGGUGCCGGUCGGGCUGGGCGUCAUCUCCGUGCUGGGCUUCAUCGCGAACGCCACCGCGGUGGGAGUUCUGGUGGGCAACGCGCGCAAAAGCAAGCUGUCGCUGAUCAACGCGCUCAUCCUCAACCUGCUGCUGGCGGACGCGCUGCUGCUGGCUCUCGCCGUCCCGUUUAAAGCCACGGCGUACUCGCGCGAAGCCUGGACUCUGGGCUUAGUCGUGUGCAAAACGGGCGACUGGUUCGUGCACGCGUGCAUGGCGGCCAAGAGCCUCACCGUGGCCAUCAUGGCGAAGGCGUGCUACAGGUACGUGAGCAACCCGACCAAGCAGGUGACGAUCCGCCUCAAGACCAUCGUGGUGGUGCUGCUGUUCACGUGGCUCCUGGCGUGCGUCCUCCCGCUGCCCCACUGGCUCUUCACGUCGCUGGAGAAGGAAGACGGAGGGAUGCUGUGCGUGCUCGAGGUGCCGCAGGAAGCGCGGGAGUUCAUGUCCGUGUACGUCAAGGCGUAUCCUCUGCUCGCCUUUUGCGCGCCGCUCAGCUUCGCGCUGCUUUACUUCUGGCGCGCGCACGGCCGGUGCCAGCGCCGCUGCAGCAAGACGCAGAACCUGAGGGCGCAGAUCCGCUCGCGCAAGCUCACCCUGAUGCUGUUCGGACUGGCCGUAACCAUGGCGACGAUGUGGCUGCCGCACUGGGUGGCCUGGGUGUGGAUGCGGCACGCGGCGGACAGCGACGGCCCGGUUCCCCCUGUGCUGUUCGCCGUGGCCGCGCAGUUCAUCAUGUUUUCCAUCUCUCUAGCCAACCCGCUCAUAGUGCUCGCGCUGUCCGAGGAAUUCCGCGAGGGCUACAAGGGACUUUGGCGGCGUCUCACGCUGCGCAAACACGCGCCCAAGCAGCAACCCAAACCCGGGCCGCACGCGCCCACCGCGCCCAGGUCACCCACCCCGCGACCCGAGGCUUCCGCGCACCUUCCCCCGAGGAAUACCGACGAGUCCCGAGCGGACAAACAGCAGCAGCAGCAGCAGGAUGAGGAAGAGGGGACAGGGGAGAGUCCCGGAAACGGCAAUAAGGAUGGCGUGGUGCCUCCAGAUGUGGAGCAGUUCUGGCACGAGCGCGAGGGUGGCUCGAUGUCCCAUGAGAACGACCCCGUGCCCUGGGAACACCAGGACCCUAAAGAGGGCAAGCAGUAGACUAAGACACGACCUAAGAGCCAACAGAUAUUCAACUCUCACAUUCACACCAGGAAGCUCAGAGGCUACAACCAAGUGACCUCACAUGAGCUCCACAUCAAAUAGGACACAGCGCGGUAGCAGGGUGUCCCAAAAGUCUCCAUGCACACUUUGGGGAAAUAAACACAAUAAAGCAAUUACAUGCAGAACAGCAGACAGAUGACUCUGUGUGAGUGUGUGUUUAUACAAAGAAAUAGCAAUUAUGUCAGGAUGCUUUGCAAAUUAAAUUACAAUCAAAUUUUUUUUUUUUUUAAUGAUACUUUCCUUACAUUUAUGGAGACUUUUGGGACUUGCAUAUAGUGUGAAUGCAAGUCGAUAUACAGUGCAUUAAUAUACACUUCCACCAGCAAACUUUCAAGGCCUCUUAUUGGUAUCAGAAUUCCAUUCAUGGUUCAAGUUUCACCACUGAGAAGAGAUGAAGAUCCCAUUCAAUGAAAAAAAACCCCUACCAGUACCAUUAAUGGACUAGAUUAUUGAAUCACGUUACUAUUUAUUGUAAAGACAGUGCUUUGGUUUAUUGGCUGUGAUUACUCCUGUAGAGAA